This is a messenger RNA of Medicago truncatula (barrel medic), 2330 nucleotides long. RefSeq names its product protein RRNAD1. The coding region runs from base 98 to 1795 and encodes 565 amino acids. The transcript is spliced from 13 exons. The record is from RefSeq and is a predicted model, not a curated record. Lineage: Eukaryota; Viridiplantae; Streptophyta; Magnoliopsida; Fabales; Fabaceae.
UUAGUUUGAAGUGAGUAAAGUGAGUGAAUUAACGGUGAUCAAAAAAGAAAAAGAAAAAAAUAGAGUGAACUCUACUGAACUUCCCGUUGGAGCGGCAAUGGGCGAUGAGCGCAGGUAUUCAUGCGAAACAGCAGCCGAUACAGUGGCAUGGAUCAACGACAUCAUCCAAUUCCUCACUCCUCACUUCUCCUCCUUCAUUAACCCUCACGUCGUUCAUUUCUUCAAGGAUAGGCUUUGGGAGAAUGUUAAUGCUGAAUGGAUCAAUUUCCUCAGAAGAGAACCCGUUCAGAAUCUUCUCUUAAUACCUUCUGGAGUAGUGCAGGAUCACUGGCCUACUUCUCUGAAGGAGUUCAUCCUAAAAUUGAGGUCUAUGGUGUUUUGUAGAGAACAAGCAGAUAUAAACACGGCAUUACCUGGUCUGCAGAUGACUUCAAUUAACAGAGUUAUUGCCCAGGGCAUGAAUGGGAAGAAAAAGCAUGAAGUAGAAGCUCUUUCUGCCGUUGUAAGUAUAGUUGCAGAUAGUGUGAGAGCUGAUGCCAUUGUUGAUGUUGGUGCUGGUCAGGGUUAUCUGGCACAAGUACUUGCCUUUCAAUAUCAGCAUCCUGUCAUUGCCAUUGAUGCAUGUUCUCACCAUGGGAUGGUCACCGAUGCACGGGCAGAGAGGAUUAAGAAGCACUACACAUCAAAGAUGGUAAAAUCUGGAUCAGGUAUGCAGAAUUUGAAUGUGCCGAAGACAAUCACAUGCCGUGUGUUGUCCAUUGAAUCUUUGAAAACCUUGGUUGAAACAUCUGUGCCUAGUGAUGAUCAUGAGCAAUCCACAUUAAGGGGGGAAAAUCAAGAAGAUAAAGGGAAACUAGAUUGUCCCAAUGACGCAAACAACAGGCCUUCAACUGUUCUUGCUGGCCUUCAUGCCUGCGGUGAUCUUUCAGUGAUUAUGCUGAAGACUUUCUUAGGCUGCAGAGAUGUUGAAGCUGUUGUUAGUAUUGGUUGUUGUUACAAUCUACUAUCUGAAGAAAGCAUUGGCGAUGGUGAAUCUCAAUGUGGAUUUCCAAUGAGUCAUGCUGUGAGAUCCACUGGCUUGUCACUUGGAAAAAGUGCACGUGAUCUUGCUUGCCAGAGUGCAGAGAGAUGGAGGAGCCUUGAUAUGCAUGCUGGCAUUCACAACUUUGAGUUACAUGCUUUUCGCGCUGCCUUUCAAAUGGUUCUUUCUAAAUAUUAUCCGGAAGUUGCGAUCAGUACUCCUUCAAUUGGACGCAAAGGGAAGGCUCUGCGUAGGCGAAACCAAAGGAGAUCUGCAGAGUCUGACUCUAAGCUGCACCUUAAAGGAAGUACAUGUAACACGAGACAAAAUUUCCCUGCUGGAGUGCCUGCUGAGUCAAAAGCUGAAGGGACUUUUGGCUCUGCAUCAGAAACACAAACCUUAUCUGGUGAAAUUUCUUCCAAUGAAAGCGCUGAAUAUGAAGGGAUUAAAAUUGAUAACAAAUUCUCAAAUUUUGAGAAUUUCUGCCAGUCUGGAUUGUCUCAUCUUGGACUUAAACAUUCACAUGAUGUAAGCCUGCAAGGCACAUGGAAGGAAGUAGAACCAUUUUCUGACCUUAUAGGACCAUAUUGGUCUCUCAGAGCUGCUUUAGGGCCUCUUUUGGAAACUCUUAUUCUGCUUGAUAGGCUAUUGUUUCUUCAAGAGCAAGGUAAUGCAUUGGAAGCCUACCUGUUGCCAAUAUUUGACCCAAAUAUAUCUCCCAGAAAUGUGGCUAUAAUUGCCAAAAAGAUUGACAAAGAUUUAAGGUCAUCCUGACACUGAAAGGUGAAGAAUGUAAAUUCUUGUGGCACAAGGUCCUGAUGCUGCUGCCACGGUUCAAUACCCCACUAUCUUGAUAGUUCAGUUAAUUCUCAAGAUCAUAUAGGGUGAAGGUCAAGUUCAUAGGGGACAGGGCUGCAAUCCAAAUCGUGCUGUCAUCAUUCAAUCCCACUAUUCCCCUCUCGUUGGAAAAAGGGGUGUUGUUACUCAACUCAGGUUCCAGUUGGUCUCACAUCACGAGUAGCUACUUUGUAAUCAUUAUUCAUAUGUAGUCCCAUAAUAGCUAGCUUGGCAAUUAACUAAAAUGAUACAAGCUUAUAGAGUAUUUACGCCCGUUUUAUUUAGUUAUGAAGUUACCGGAUUCUUUGAAUGCUAUCAUUAUUUUUGUUUUCCUUUCCCCUGUGGUCAUAGGGUUUUGGACUGAUUUUUUUUUGAAGUAUUGUGCAUUCUCAAUAUAUAUUGCUAUAAGUAGUUUUCAUGGGCUGAGACUACGUAAUAGAUGCAGGGGUCAAAGUGCCUAGUUCUUUGAGAA